AGGAGGAGGGGGGGGGAGCGGCGGCCGCAGCGUCUCGGGGCUCGGCGCCGCCCCCUGCACGGACGCACCUGGCGCUGCUGCCCACUGCACUCUUGCCCCUCGCUCCAGGACAACCUGCUGACCCCGACAGGAUGGACGGCAGACAGCCGCGUUCCCGCUGGGCCUGGUCCCUGCUGGCUGUGGUGUUGGUGGCGGGAGGUGCGGCACCUACCGGGUCCACGGACAACAGCCCCACGUCCAACAGCCUGGAGGGCGGCGCGGACGCCACGGCCUCCUGGUGGGGGGAGUGGACCAAGUGGACGGCCUGCUCCCGCAGCUGUGGGGCCGGAGUGACCUCGCAGGAGCGCCACUGCUUGCAGCAGAGGAGGAAAUCCGUCGUGGACUCUGCCAACAGGACCUGCUCAGGCACCUCCAGGCGGUACCAGCUGUGCAGAGUGCAGGAGUGCCCGCCGGACGGAAGGAGCUUCCGCGAGGAGCAGUGCAACUCCUUCAACUCGCAGGUGUACAACGGGCGGACCUACCAGUGGAAGCCACUGUACCCGGACGACUACGUCCACAUCUCCAGCAAGCCCUGCGACCUCCACUGCACCACCGUGGACGGCCAGCGGCAGCUCAUGGUCCUCGCCCGCGAUGGCACGUCCUGCAAGCUCGCCGACCUGCGAGGGGUUUGCGUGUCUGGAAAAUGUGAGCCCAUCGGCUGUGACGGGGUCCUCUUCUCCACCCAUGUGCUGGACAAGUGCGGCGUCUGCCGGGGAGAUGGGAGCAGCUGCACCCACGUGACUGGCAGCUACCGCAAGGGCAAUGCCCACCUUGGUUACUCUCUGGUGACUCACAUCCCAGCUGGAGCCAGAGACAUCCAGAUCGUGGAGCGGAAGAAGUCGGCGGACGUCCUGGCCCUCGCGGACGAAGCCGGCUUCUACUUCUUCAACGGCAACUACAGAGUGGACAGCCCCAAGGACUUCCACAUUGCUGGCACCGUGGUCAAGUACCGGCGGCCCAUGGACGUCUACGAGACGGGCAUCGAGUACAUCGUGGCGCAGGGGCCCACCACCCAGGGCCUGAACGUCAUGGUGUGGAACCAGAAUGGCAAGAGCCCCUCCAUCACCUUCGAGUACACACUCCUGCAGCCGCAUGCCCACCCCAGCCAGCCGCUCUACUAUGACUUCCCUGAGCCAGCCUCCGAGAGCGCAGAGAGCCAGGAGCUGGACGGGCCCGGGCUGCUGGGCUUCGUCCCGCACAACGGCUCCCUGUACAGCCAGGCCUCCUCAGAGCGUCCGGGUCGGGGCCCUCCACUGCGGGGCCGCCCCGGCUCGCGGGUCAAGCUGGGGCUGGGCCGGGGCAGGGAGACCAACGAGGUGUGUGAGCAGGCCGGCGGCGGGGCCUGCGAGGGACAUCCCAGGGGCAAGGGCUUCCGAGACGGCAACGCCACGGGGACAGCUCUCGCGGGGGACAAGGAUGACCAGGAGGCGGAUGCCCACUUCACCUCCCGGGAGUUCUUCUCAGCCAACGCCAUCUCCGACCAGCUCUUGGGCACGGGCUCAGACUCGAAGGAGCACCCCCUCAAUGAGACGGGGAACAGCAUCUUCGCACAGGGAGCUCCGAGGAGCCCCCCGGCCGAGAGCCUCUAUGUCGACUAUGAGGAGAACGAGGGGGUCGGCCCUUUCCUGCUCAAUGGGUCCUACCUGGAGCUGAGCAGCGACCGAGUCGCCAACACCUCCUCCGAGGCCCCGGCCCCCAACGCCAGCGCCAGCCUCCCCGCCUCGGCCGGAAACAGGACUCACAAGGCCAGGACCAGGCCCAAGGCCCGCAAGCAGGGCGUGAGCCCGGCGGACAUGUACCGGUGGAAGCUGUCGUCCCACGAGCCCUGCAGUGCCACCUGCACCACAGGGGUCAUGUCGGCCUAUGCCAUGUGCGUCCGCUACGACGGCAUCGAGGUGGACGACAGCUUCUGUGACGCCCUGACCCGGCCCGAGCCAGUGCAUGAGUUCUGCGCCGGGAGGGAGUGCCAGCCCAGGUGGGAGGCCAGCAGCUGGAGCGAGUGCUCGCGCACCUGCGGCGAGGGCUACCAGCUCCGCAUCGUGCGCUGCUGGAAGAUGCUGUCGCCGGGCUUCGACAGCUCCGUGUACAGCGACCUGUGCGAGGCGGCCGAGGCCGUGCGGCCCGAGGAGCGCAAGACCUGCCGGAACCCGGCCUGCGGGCCCCAGUGGGAGAUGUCCGAGUGGUCGGAGUGCACAGCCAAGUGUGGGGAGCGGAGUGUGGUGACCAGAGACAUUCGCUGCUCGGAGGACGAGAAGCUGUGUGACCCCAACACCAGGCCUGUGGGGGAGAAGAACUGCACGGGGCCCCCCUGCGACCGCCAGUGGACAGUCUCCGACUGGGGACCGUGCAGCGGGAGCUGCGGACAGGGCCGCAUGAUUCGGCACGUGUACUGCAAGACCAGCGACGGCCGGGUGGUCCCCGAGUCCCAGUGCCAGCUGGAGAGCAAGCCCCUGGCCAUCCACCCCUGCGGGGACAAGAACUGCCCUGCCCACUGGCUGGCCCAGGACUGGGAGAGGUGUAACACCACCUGCGGGCGCGGCGUGAAGACGCGGCUGGUCCUGUGCAUGGAGCUGACCAACGGGAAGCUGCAGACGCGCAGCGGGCCCGAGUGUGGCCUGGCCAAGAAGCCCCCCGAGGAGAGCACGUGCUUUGAGAGGCCCUGCUUCAAGUGGUACACCAGCCCCUGGUCGGAGUGCACCAAGACCUGCGGGAUGGGCACGAGGAUGCGAGAUGUGAAAUGCUACCAGGGCACCGACCUUGUCCGCGGCUGUGACCCACUGGUGAAGCCCGUUGGCAAGCAGCCCUGUGACCUGCAGCCCUGCCCCACGGAGCCCCCCGACGACAGCUGCCAGGACCAGCCCGGCACCAACUGUGCCCUGGCCAUCAAGGUGAACCUCUGCAGCCACUGGUACUACAGCAAGGCGUGCUGCCACUCCUGCAGGCCGUCCCCCUCCUAGGUGCCCGGGACCACCGCGCCACGCCCCCUCCCUGCAGGGCCCGAGUGCUGAGCCUCCCCAGGAGAGGGACUCUUUCCGCAGCCGUGAGCCCCGCUCUCACCCGGGAGAGCCCCCAGAGUGCCGGCCCGGCCCCCCGCCCCGGCCGCGGGAAGUUGUACAGAGACUGAGGAGCGUGUCUGCGGCCCCCGGCCCCCUCCCUGCGCCAGGGGUGCAGCUGAGCGCCCGCCCCACCCAAGAGAUCCCAGGGCCCGAUGCCCGGAGGUGGAGGCGACCCCCCACCCCAGUUCUAUCCCUUCUCUAGGUCCAGGUUGCCUGUGGAUUUCCCUGACAUAUGGUUGGGGACGAGGGACGGGGCAACCAAGGAGACCCUGAGGCGCCCCUCAGAGCCUCCCCGCGUUUAGGGCCACCUUCCUGGAGAGUUUCGCCUCGCCACGCAGCGUCCACUCCGGGUCCCUGCCCCCAGCCCUCAUGCACACAGAGGGACCCCUGCCCUGACGCGGCACGGAGAGGCCUCGCCGGCACAACCUGCCCGGGGGGAAGGGGGUCUGCCCCUCACACGUCGC
Molecule: messenger RNA, 3559 nt
Organism: Choloepus didactylus (southern two-toed sloth)
Lineage: Eukaryota; Metazoa; Chordata; Mammalia; Pilosa; Megalonychidae
Gene: ADAMTSL2
Product: ADAMTS like 2
Exons: 19
Coding region: 132-2996 (954 amino acids)
Biological process (GO): extracellular matrix organization
Cellular component (GO): extracellular matrix
Source: RefSeq, a predicted model, not a curated record